AUGACAUUUAAGAUUAAGAUUGAAACAAAGUCAUCCAUGCGACAACGGAUAAAUAAGCCCAAAAAAAAACGUCCUAAAAGAAAUGGGCAUUUAACCACAUUUGCACUUCAACAACCUGGAGGUACAUUCCAAUCACCUGCUGAUCAAAUUCAACCGAUGCCUGAAAAUGAUCAGUCUAGACAACAAUCACAGGUUAAUAAUUACCAAUCUGUGACAAAUCAAGUAGCUGAUCAUGACCAAUCAAUAAUUCAUAAUACUCAGUAUGUGAAUUCAUUAAAUCAACAAUCACAAGUUCAUAAUAUUCAACAAUUUGAAACAAAUCAGGAAACAAUGACUCAAUUAUUAGAUCAACAGUUUGUGAGAAUAGAUAUUCCAGUGGAAAAUUUUGCUGGAUUAAAUUUUCCUGUUCAAAAUUUAAUAGGAAAAUUAGUUGGAUUAAAUGUUUCAGAAAAUUUAGUAGAGAUUUAUAUUUUACCUACAGAAAAUAUAUAUUAUACUCAAAUUCAGGCGGUUGAUCAAGACCAAACAAUGUCUCAAACAUUAGACUAA
Dentiscutata erythropus is the source of this 549-nucleotide messenger RNA. NCBI's taxonomy places the organism in Eukaryota, Fungi, Glomeromycota, Glomeromycetes, Diversisporales, Gigasporaceae. The record is from the annotation of a GenBank genome assembly.